AUGGAGAACAACAAGACCAAUACUAUACCAGCAUUAUUCCAACCAUUGAAAAUCAAUGACUCGAUCAAGUUACCUAAUAGAAUCGGGGUUUCGCCAAUGUGCAUGUAUUCAUCGUCACCGACUGACAAUCAAGCCACCCUGUUUCAUUUUGUUCAUUAUGGAUCAUUUGCUAUUCGUGGACCAGCAUUAAUCAUAUUGGAAAGUACCUCUGUGUCUGAGAAUUCCGGAUUAUCUAUUCAUGAUUUAGGUAUUUGGAAUGAUGAUCAAGCUUAUAGUUUACGGAAAAUUGUUGAUUUUAUUCAUGAUCAAAAUGGAAUUUGCUGUCUACAAUUGAAUCAUGCGGGGAGAAAGAUUGGUGAAGGGAUACCAUUCCAACAUAUACAACAUGAUUGGCAAGAACAUUGUGUGGGCCCAUCUACUGAGCCAUUUAGUGAGUCGCAUAAUACACCACGAGAAUUGACUGUUAAUGAAAUACACUCAAUUGUUGAAGAUUUCGCCAAUGCAGCUUGGCGAGCGGUAGAACUUUCAAAAUUUGAUGCCAUUGAAAUCCAUUGUGCUAAUGGAUGUGUAAUACACCAAUUCUUAAGUAAAUUGACAAACAAGAGAAAUGACAAAUACGGGGGCUCGUUUGAAAAUAGAGUUAGAUUUCUCUUACAAAUAAUUGAAAAUAUAAAACUACAGACAGAAACACCAAUUUUUUUAAAAUUUCCAAUGUCAGACAAUUGUAGUGACCCCGAAGCAUGGUCUACAGAAGAUGCAUUGAAAUUGGCCGAUCUUGUUAUUGAUUUAGGAGUAAACGUAAUCGACGUUACUUCUGGUGGAAAUGUUGCUCAUUGCAAAUCUAGAUAUCUAUUAAAUGACGAUAAACAAAUACCUUCUCAAGUACCUUUAGCUCGUAAAUUGAAGAGCCAUAUUGGAGAUCGAUGUUUGAUUGCAUGUAGUGGAGGAUUAGAUCGAGACAUAUUUAAACUUGACGAGUUUAUUGCUAAUGGUGAUUUUGACAUUGCAUUAAUUGGUAAAGGAUUUCUUAAAGAUACGGGUUUGAUUAGCCGUAUUGCUGAUCAAUUGCAAACUCAAUUCAAAACUGCUCCUCAAUACAAAUUGGCUUUAUCAUAA
Molecule: messenger RNA, 1116 nt
Organism: Candida dubliniensis CD36
Lineage: Eukaryota; Fungi; Ascomycota; Pichiomycetes; Serinales; Debaryomycetaceae
Exons: 1
Coding region: 1-1116 (371 amino acids)
Cellular component (GO): intracellular anatomical structure
Molecular function (GO): NADP binding; NADPH dehydrogenase activity; FMN binding
Source: RefSeq, a predicted model, not a curated record